This is a messenger RNA of Misgurnus anguillicaudatus (oriental weatherfish), 1606 nucleotides long. It is a transcript of the gene adat2, whose product is annotated as adenosine deaminase tRNA specific 2. Gene Ontology annotation, cellular component: nucleus; cytoplasm. NCBI's taxonomy places the organism in Eukaryota, Metazoa, Chordata, Actinopteri, Cypriniformes, Cobitidae. The record is from RefSeq and is a predicted model, not a curated record. Gene Ontology annotation, molecular function: tRNA-specific adenosine-34 deaminase activity; zinc ion binding. Gene Ontology annotation, biological process: tRNA wobble adenosine to inosine editing.
GAAAUCAAACACGCUCCUCCUUCAACACGUGCACAUAUGACAAACAUGUUUUUCGUUCCUGGUUUGCGAUGCCUUUGUGAGUGUAAUUUUCACAUUUAUAAGUUACGGUAACCAAUUAACUUUAAUACUUUUAAGUAAGCACGUUGAUAGGGAGAUGGAGGCAGAAAAUGAUCCCGGGAAGAGAGACUUUCUACAGCCAUCUGAUAGUGAGAUUCAUACAUGGAUGUCAAAGGCGUUUGGCAUGGCAUUGGAGGCUCUUGAUAAUGGAGAGGUUCCAGUUGGCUGUCUGAUGGUUUAUAACAAUGAAAUUAUAGGAAAAGGAAGGAAUGAGGUGAAUGAAACUAAAAACGCUACACGUCAUGCUGAAAUGGUGGCACUGGAUCAAGUGCUCGAUUGGUGUCGUUUUAGAGAAAAGGACUCAAAGGAGGUUUGCGGACAGACUGUACUGUAUGUGACAGUGGAGCCGUGCAUCAUGUGUGCGGCUGCUCUGCGUCUGCUACACAUACCUUUCGUUGUAUAUGGGUGCAAGAAUGAACGUUUCGGAGGCUGUGGCUCAGUCCUGGAUGUCUCAUCAGAUGAUUUACCACACACAGGGACUUCAUUUAAGUGCAUCUCGGGCUACAGAGCAGAAGAGGCGAUCGAAAUGCUCAAGACUUUUUAUAAACAGGAAAACCCAAAUGCUCCUAAACCUAAAGUAAGAAAAGAUUCAAGUAGUCCACCAGAUGGCGAUGUAGCCAUUGAGAUGAAACCACAAGAGUAGGGAGAAACAAAAGCUCCUUUUACCUGAAUUGGAAAAUUGGAGAGGAACCAGCGACCACAUCGUCUCAUUAGCUGGACCACAUCGCUACUAAAUCUCUGAAUUUCUGCGUACUUGUUGGCUUUUCUGUGCGACUAGAAGCUGUGUGUGAUUUGUUAACAGCGCAGCGAGGUGAUAGACUCAGUCUGCAAUGUUUUAACAGCACCAGUUGCUCUCCAAAUGUCCUCAUUUAACCCAGAACGUUGCUUUUGAAACCUCGAUGAUCUCAGUCCUAAGCUCAUCAAGCAGAUGCACGGGCAGAUCCUGGAGGAGUUUCCAGUAACCUCAUAGCGAAAGAAUUUAAUUUGAAAGUUCACCUGUGGUGCAGACUUACAGAAAUACCCAAAUGCAUUCAGGAUGUGCUUGAACCUUCAUCACUUCCACUUGUCGUGAAACUAUUCGUGUCAUGUUGCAUUUGUGGUUCUAAAAGUUUACUGUAGAGCACAUGAACAAUAUGGUAAUGGUAUCUGAACCCCACAUUAUUAAAUUGCCAUGUAAUGUGUUAUUAGUGGCUGGAAGUGAGAUGUUUGUGGGUGCGUAUGAAAGAGAAAUCAAGUGGUUUUGGAAGUAGAUGUGAGCUGUUUAAGAUGGUUAAAUCUGUUCUGUUGUAUUUCACUGCCUGUCAUCUUGCGUGGUUAAGGGUUUGUGUAUUUAAAAUUCACCCUCAACCUUUGGUAACUUCUCUGUUUUUGUCAUUUUAAGUAGAGAUCGCAUGCGUUUUAUUGUUUUUCGUGAUAAAUGAUCUGACGUUGAGCGCACACAGAUGGACUUAUGUACUUUUUUGACGAAUAAAUCAAACUCAUUGUGUUA